Penicillium verhagenii is the source of this 1521-nucleotide messenger RNA. RefSeq lists its product as uncharacterized. The transcript is spliced from 2 exons. The record is from RefSeq and is a predicted model, not a curated record. The coding region runs from base 1 to 1521 and encodes 506 amino acids. Lineage: Eukaryota; Fungi; Ascomycota; Eurotiomycetes; Eurotiales; Aspergillaceae.
AUGCUGUGGCAGCUUGCCAGUGAACGGGCUGUAACAUGCCUGUCGGGAAGCCCCAGCUUGCUGCGAGCUUCACAAAUCGCACGACGCCAUACUACAGGACAGCGAUGGAAUAGCGCGUACACCUGGCUCACGAGAACACCGGAAGCCAUUACUUCACAUGAUAUUGUUUCAUCUUUACCAUCAGUAACUCACGAGAGCAACUUAUGCCAUGUCCCCCUCCUAGUCGUCACGCCGAAUCUCGCCCAUUUGCUCAAUCCAACAUCUCCAUUCCUUCGCGACUUUAUGAACAAACUACUUCGAAAUACUCUUCAAGGGCCGAAUACCAUUUAUGCGAUCGCGGCCGUUGUUGACCGGAUUCCGAACAAUGCCACAAAACCGCAGCUUGGGCCCUUAUUAGCAGAUGGUGAGGUAGGGGAAUAUGAUGGCAUAUCCAUGUUGAUGGUCAGGGAAGACGAUGUACAAUGGAAAGCCACGCCACCUCGUCGAAUUGGAAGCCCAGCUAGCGAAGAAGCUAGCCUUACGGUCUCUGUUAGGGAUGAAUCAUCCGUUCACGCGGUCGGCCUACGCCUUACCAACACCGUCUUCAUCAAUGGAAGCGAACGAACCUUCAUGGGUAUGCGCUGGAUUACAGAAAAUGAUGAAUACGUCUUGGAAAAAUGUACAGAUCUUGCAAGCUGUGUUGUCGGAUCUACACAAGGAAAUGUUCGCCCGAGGAUGAUGCUUCCGCUAGAGCCGGUCACUCAGCGACGAAAGGUGAUAACAGGAAUGGGGAAUAUCCUGCGACAGCUAGCAAAAUCGACUGACGGGUCUUCAAAUGAACCAAUGCCUGCCUCCACUGAGCUGGAGAAGGAGCUUCCACGGUAUAUUGAAGAUCAUAAUAUUGCCGAUCGAAGAGUUUCAGUCUGGGCUUUGGUCGAGGCACCUGACGUGGAGAUUGCCCAUCCCAAUUCUUCCAUCCCAGAUCGGCUCACACGGUCACUGUCGCAGGGAGGUAAAUUGCAUCGCGUCAUGAGUGGUGGAGGUGGUUGGGGAAAGAAGCAGGGCCUUCUCUCCUUGGAUCCAGAAGUUGCCUUCCCAGCUAUCACUCGCCAUAACAAGGCUGCCAGCCUGGAUCAACUGUUUGAAUCAGAGUCCAGUGCCAAUGAACCUCUGAAGAUGCCAUCAUUUCUGCAAAAUGGCUUGAUCGGAGAGGAUCUUUCCCAUCUCUCCCAGGUUGCCAAUCCAGGAGAUUUCAUCCAGUUUUUUGUGGCAGUAGAAUCGGCAUCAUCCCUUGUGCUCGAGAGUCAAGAAGGAUUGUCAUACUCUUUUGGCAUGGUUUCGGAUCCCGAAGAACUGCAAGCCCGAGGAGCAGCCAAUGGAGAAGAAAAGCACCUUGAAGUUAUCGCCGACGCGUUUGGUGCCAUGUCUGAGAAGGCUAUCACAUAUUCCCAACCAGUGCUCCAGGGCAGUAAGGUCAUUGAAUCCAGCACGAAGUUGGACAUUCCAGGGUGCAGAGUAAUCCUGCAGUCUAACAGAUUAUAA